Protopolystoma xenopodis is the source of this 321-nucleotide messenger RNA. NCBI's taxonomy places the organism in Eukaryota, Metazoa, Platyhelminthes, Monogenea, Polystomatidea, Polystomatidae. The record is from the annotation of a GenBank genome assembly.
AUGGGACGGACGGACGGAGAGUGUAAUGGUGGGAAAGGACAGGCAGACGCAUGCGCACAAAAAGUGGGCGAAUGCGAUCAGCCAGUGGUUGGUGGGGCUCAAGACUGCCUGCACAGCGCCCGACGCGACAGGUCAGCAAUCAAACUGGGCCGCGAGAUCACAGUCACUUAUAAAACAAUCAUCAUCACUCACGUCUUUCCACCACUUCCACACUCGUGUCCGCCUCGUGUGCCCGUCGUCAAUAAAACCACACACACAACACCAAGUUGCCAUGGUUUGGGCGGAUUUUUUGCCUCUUCUGAGUGCCGAUUAAAACGGUGA